Molecule: messenger RNA, 2606 nt
Organism: Osmia lignaria (orchard mason bee)
Lineage: Eukaryota; Metazoa; Arthropoda; Insecta; Hymenoptera; Megachilidae
Gene: Miga
Product: mitoguardin
Biological process (GO): mitochondrial fusion
Source: RefSeq, a predicted model, not a curated record
UCAUUGGCCCCAUGUUUUUUAACUUGUAUUUACAAUGGAACAAUGAUGUAAUAAACACGCGACUAAACUUGAAUCUCUGGGUAUUGUACAUCUUGUAUGAAUAUAGUAGCAGGCUGUACUUUGAAUAUUUACCGCACAAACGAAUUUGGUUUGGCAGUGUUCCUUCCGAAACUAAUGUUUGGUCUUUGGUUUGAACCGCGUUCAAAUCUUCGUUUAUAUUGUUUGUAACGAAGAUAGUUUACGAUGUCUAUUUCUAAUGCACACCAAUUUUUAGUCACAUUGUAUAAACGUUACAUAAUUUCACUGCCAUCGAUAAAUUUAUCCAGAACUCAAAAAAUUUUUAUUAUAUGUCUUACUGGAGGAUCGUUAAUAUUAGGAGGAUUAGCACAGUUUUUAAAAAGACGAAGAAGACAUCCUCUUGCUCCUUCCAGAAGACCUUUGAGAGAUAUAAAACAAAGAUUUACAAGCGCAAAGAAUUCUAAUUUUGAUGCAUUGUCACAAGUAUCAUGGGCAAGAAGAAGCGAAGCCAGCAGUAGGAGUCACAUAAGCGAUCGUGCGUCGCUUAUAUCCUCUGUGCCUGGAGGUCCAGAUGGUGAUGCAAGACUUACUCCACAACAGUAUGGGGUUCUUGGAUUGGAGGCCCUGGAAAAAGCGCUCUAUUGUUGGGAGGAUGCUCUUACAGCGUUCAGCUCUUCACUCAAUAAUGAUACGCUCGCAUUACCGUCUAAGGCGGAUGCGGCAUUUACGCACGAUGUCCAGGAACUCCUUGACUUGGGUUAUCAGAUCCAGAGCCACGCAGAACUUCUCUUUAUCGAUCAACAUUCGGUGUUAUUCCGCAAUGAAAGCGAAGAAAGCUUAGAUAAACCUUCGAACAUAGCCACCCGGAUAUCCGGCAAAGAGAAGGCGGAUGCUGCAUCUUCCCCUGAAUCAUUCGAGUCUGCGCGUGAUGGGGUAGCUGAUUUACGCGAAUUCGAAGAAUUCGCCGAGCUAUUUCCUCAUUUCGAAAAGCAAAGACUGUACCAUGCUGCACUUAAGCAACACGAAGACAUAGGUAUUCCUUGUAGGCGAUUACAUACAGAACUGGUUAGAUGCGGUUCGGAUGUUGAAUAUCUAGCAAAAGUUUAUUGUUUGAGACAAGCGUAUACAAAAUUGUUCACUAUACCGUCUGCGUCAGCAUGGAUUGCAGACAUAGGCCGACAAGUUAUUAGCGAUUUGAUCAUGUAUGCAGACAGGGAUCCAAAGGAUUAUUUAAUACAUUAUGAAAGGAUGUUGGAGUUUCUACAAGAAUCAAGUAAUCAUAGUAUCAUGGAAGAGGAAUUAACUGCAAGAGGCGUUAAGUGUAUGAAUUUCUAUGAUGUUCUUAUCGAUUUCAUUUUGUUGGAUGCGUUCGAAGAAGUUGAAAAGCCGUCCUCUUCGAUUAGAGCUAUUUUACAGAAUAGGUGGAUAUCGGCCAGUUUUCGUGAAACUGCAAUCGGGACUGCAGUUUGGACAAUGAUUGUGGGUAAAAGACGGAUGUUAAAAUAUGAUAAAGGAUUUUUGUCCCACUUUUAUUCAAUUUCUGAACAAAUUUCCCCGGUGCUAGUAUGGGGUUUCUUAGGUCCGGAAGGAAGUCUACAUUCUACUUGUCAAUAUUUUAGAGAUCAGGUUAUUGAAUUCCUUGUAGAUAUAUUUAAUUUCUUUAAAGUAAGGUACACCACUGUUGAUAACCUUGCCGAAGAUCUACUCAGGGAAAUGAAGAUAAGAGUUGAAAAUAUAAAUCAAAGGCUUUCUUUAGAAGGUUGCUAAUUAAUCGAAUACCACAGUAAUAUAUUCAUAAUAUUAAUGUAGUUAAAUAAACGAGGCGAUGGUAAACGACGCUCAUUGAUAGAUUUAGAAUUAUAGCUAAAUCAGCUGAAAUAGGAGCAGAGUUCGUUAUUUAUACAUUUUGCAAUUUAUACACUAUCAUUCAUUUUUACACUUUCAAUACUAAAUACCUACUCUCUCUAUUCCCGUAAUUUAUGUGUAGAAUAUUUUGUACAAAUUUUGUUAAACUACUUUUUAAUCAUAUUUGUAGAUUUUUUAUUUUCUAGGCAUUUCUCUUGUACCUUGCAUCGGGAUUUACAUUUUUAGUACAAAAACAUCACACAAGAUGUUUACUGGUAGUUAUUUUAUUGUAAAAAUAAAUUUUAAUAUAUUAUUAGUAUUGCAUCACGAAAUUAUUCAUAGUAGCUGUAUUAUGAUAUAAUCGUGAUCUGUUCUAGUUCCUUGGGUACUUCGUAAGACCAUACGGUAUUAUUAUCGUACACUGUGUAAUCUAUGUUUUACUAGAAAAUAUUUGACUACUUUAUUUUAAAUCAUAUUUCUGUUUAUCUCAUGUUAACACUGUAUGUAUUGUUGAAACAUUUAAAUGAUAUUAUUUUCACAGUCCCCAAUCCCCCAUGGAGACAUUACGUAUAACUAUGUAAAAAUCGAAAUAUCUACUGCCAAAGAUAAGAGCAAUGUUACUAAUGAAGGGCUGUAUUAAGAAAAAAUCUAUGUAUGUAUGUAUAGUUUUUCCAGUUCCAUGUUUUGUGCUAUACCUCAUUUUGUAUAUGAUAAAAAUAAUAUAAAAGCAUUCCAGUUAUUAA